Cyprinus carpio (common carp) is the source of this 1121-nucleotide messenger RNA. Its product is annotated as cytosolic 5'-nucleotidase 3-like. Lineage: Eukaryota; Metazoa; Chordata; Actinopteri; Cypriniformes; Cyprinidae. The record is from RefSeq and is a predicted model, not a curated record. Gene Ontology annotation, molecular function: 5'-nucleotidase activity; magnesium ion binding. Gene Ontology annotation, cellular component: cytoplasm.
GUAUUAACAUGAUUCCUGUGUUAUCAAACAGUUCAGUGAGCAUGAGGGACCCCAAGAGGGUGGAGCAGAUAUUAACAUCCAUGAGAAAUGCUGGAGCUAGCACACUUCAGGUAAUCUCAGAUUUUGAUAUGACUCUCACCAGGUUCGCGCCUGGCAAUGGCAAACGCUGCCCUACAUCCCAUAAUAUUCUGGACAACAGCAAACUGAUCAGUGAAGACUGCAAAGCCAAGCUAAAGAAUCUUCUGGACUACUACCCUAUAGAGAUCGAUUACCGCUCAGUGGAAGAGAAGUUACCACUCAUGGUUGAAUGGUGGACUAAAGCUCAUGAGCUUCUUGUGCAGCAGAAGAUCAUUAAGGAUCGCUUGGCACUAGUUGUGAGAGAGUCUGAAGCCAAGCUGAGGGAUGGCUACCAGCAGUUCUUUGAUCAUCUCCAUCAGUUGUCUGUUCCUCUGCUGAUCUUCUCUGCUGGAAUUGGGGAUGUGUUAGAGGAAGUGAUCAGACAAGCUGGAGUGUUCCAUCCUAAUGUUAAAGUCUUCUCCAAUUACAUGGACUUUGACGAGUCUGGUGUUUUGCGGGCAUUUAAAGGAGAGCUGAUUCACAUCUACAACAAACGGGAAGGAGCUCUACUCAAUACUGAACACUUCAAGGAACUCCAGAGCCGAUCUAAUGUCCUCCUGCUUGGAGAUUCUCUUGGGGAUCUCAACAUGGCUGAUGGAGUCAUGGACUUACAAAACAUCCUGAAGAUCGGAUAUCUCAAUGAUAAGGUGGAUGAGAGGAGACAGUCAUACUUAGACUCCUAUGAUAUUAUUCUGGAGAAAGAUGAAACCAUGGAUGUUCCUAAUGCCAUCUUACAAUACAUUACAGGACAAUGAACAUAGACCUAAGAUCUCCAAGAUAAGGAUGGACUCAGUGAUUUUAUUUUCUGUGUGUUGGAAUAUUAUUCUGUUGUUUUUCUUCUACAUGAUCUGGAUUGUCUGUAUUGUUCCAUCUGCGCACAGUUGAGAAGGACCUCAAAGACACCAACUUGUUAUCUCCAAUUUAGAUAGCGUCGUUAAUCAGGGAUUAUGGUUUUACACAUCUUUCUCUCACUGAAGGUCAAAAAAUAAAUACGUUUUUUUUAA